Naegleria fowleri is the source of this 2238-nucleotide messenger RNA. RefSeq lists its product as uncharacterized. NCBI's taxonomy places the organism in Eukaryota, Heterolobosea, Eutetramitea, Acrasida, Naegleriidae. The record is from RefSeq and is a predicted model, not a curated record. The transcript is spliced from 4 exons. The coding region runs from base 1 to 2238 and encodes 745 amino acids.
AUGAUGGUCUGUGGGUUGCUACUUUGUACUGUCACUUGUCAAUCCAACCAUACUCCAGUCGUCCAUUUCUACGUCUCUCCCACUCUCGGAAGCGAUUCCAACCCAGGAAAUUCUUCAUCCUUUCCUUUUGCCACUCUCUCCAAAACAGCCAAUAUCAUCACGACUCUUAAGAACACCAUCUCCACCACCAACACUUCAUUCAUUGUCAAUUUAAUGCCUGGAACUUUUAUAUUAAAUUCAACAUUGACCAUUCCACGUCCGACACGGUUGAACGAUGUUCAGUAUUCCACAGUCGAAUGGAGAGCUCUCCCUGGUUCCAAAUUAGGAGAUGUCAAAAUUCGUGGUGAUGUUCCAUUACCAAUUUCGUUGUGGCAAGUUGUGAAUGUGAAUACCAAUUCAUGGGCUCAUCAAAUGUUGCCAUCGAAUGCAAAAGGAAAUGUCUUACAAUGCAAUUUGACUCUUGCUGGAUUUAAAUCUUCACAAAUCGUUCCAUUUCGAAAAACUGGAUUUUCUUAUGGAAAUGUCGAUGUUGGAAAUGAAUUGUUUAUUAGAGGACAUGCUCAAACAGUGGCAAGAUAUCCCAACAAGUUGACCACUCAAUAUGUACAACAAGACGUGAAUUCUCAAAUGAUGGUGGAUGUGUAUAUGAAUGUGGGAAUGACCAAUGGAACGAAUGAAAUGAGUUUUAAUAGUACCUUGUGUCCGAAUAGGGAUUGUUGGUCCAUGGAGAAGUAUCCAUUUGCAUUUGGAUAUUGGUAUUAUGAUUGGGCAGGUGGAGUCGAAGAUAUUUCCUCCAUUACAAGUAAUGGAAAUGUUGUUUUCAAAUCUACCAAAGUUGGUUACGGAAUCAAAAGUAAUCAACGAUUCUUCUUGGUCAACUUUAUAAGUGAACUCGACCAACCAGGUGAAUACGUGAUUAUUGAUGACACUGUGUAUUAUUGGCCAUUAUCACCUCUUCAACAAGACGAUGAUGUUAUGAUUUCAGUUGCAGAUACUUUAAUUUCCAUUUCUGCGAAUGCACAAAUUUUUGACAGUUUGGAUUUUUCCAUGACACGAGGAAGUGCCAUCGUUUCAACUUCCAACUCAAACAUUGUUGUUAAAAAUUGUCGAGUGACAUGUACAGGAAAUUACGGAUUAAGACUUUCUAGUUGUUCCAAUUGUCAAAUUCUCAGUAAUACCAUUUCUGAAGUUGGACAAGGUGGAAUUUCCAUCAGUGGAGGCGAUCGAAAAACUCUUACUCCUUCCAAUUCGUUAGUUGCCAAUAAUACCAUAUUUGAUUUUUCCAGAAUUGGUAAAACAUAUCGUGCAGCUGUCAAUUUCAAUGGAGUGACAGUGACAGUGACACAUAAUGAGUUGUUCAAUGCAGAUCAUACGGCCAUUUUAUGGGGAGGAAAUAAUCAUGAAAUUUCGUUUAACAAAAUUUAUGAUGUUUGUAAAUCGACAGCAGAUGCUGGAGCCAUUUACAGUGGUCGUGAUUGGACCAUGCGAGAUAAUGUCAUCAAACAUAAUUUCCUCUUUCGUGUUCAAGGACCAGGUCUCUACGGAACCAGUUGCAUCUAUCUAGAUGACAUGUUCUCUUCAGCUACCGUUUUUGGAAAUGUCAUGUUCCAAUGUUAUCGAGGACUUUUAUUGGGCGGUGGCAGAAACAACAUGGUCAUGAAUAAUAUUUUCAUCAAUUCUACAUACAGUAUGGCUGUAGACGAUCGUGGAUUAGUGUGGGCUGACAGUAAGGAAAUUAUGGCAAAUUUAUUGACCAUGCCCUACAACAACUCGGUGUGGAGUGCAGCGUAUCCAGAGUUGACUCACAUUUUGGAUGAGAAUCCAAUGGCACCUGUUGGAAAUAAGGUUCAAUGGAAUUUAGUGACCACUUCUGCCACGAAAACACAAAUUUCACAACCCAACAUUCGAAUUUAUUCCAUCUAUGCCAAUAAUACCUUUGAUGUUCCUUUGUCGGUAUUUGUGGAUCCCUCGAAUAUGAAUUUCAAUCUCGUCUCUGGAAAUAUCUAUGAGAAUAAUAUGAAUUUGUAUAAUUUUACAAAGAUUCCAUUUCAUGACAUUGGUUUGUUAAAAUAUGUGCCUCCUCCUUCUCCUCCGAGUGUGAAUUCUGUUGUUAGACCUCGAGUGAGUAAUUCAACCAGAUCUGUUUCAUUGACAACAACAACAUUAGGAAGAAGUUGUAGCAUGUUCAUUUUAAUGAUGAAUAUUGUUGUGAUGAUUGGUGUGAUAUUAUUCAUGUAA